Molecule: messenger RNA, 1128 nt
Organism: Jaminaea rosea
Lineage: Eukaryota; Fungi; Basidiomycota; Exobasidiomycetes; Microstromatales
Exons: 2
Source: RefSeq, a predicted model, not a curated record
AUGACGUCGCACGCGAAGACGUGCAGCGCUGGGCCUGCUGCCAAGAAGCGCCGCAUCGAGGCGGCCCCUCGCUCCCUCGGCCUCGACCAGCUCUUCCUGGACAUGCUGUCGACGAUGAAGGAGAAGGGCCUUGGCUUCGCCGACUUCGUGACGGACAUCAUGACGAAGACGGAGGACCAUGUCGCGGCGAUCUUCCUCGGCAAGGUCGAGCCAGAGCGUGAUGACAUCGUCAAGAUCGCAUUUAGCAUUGGCCUACCAGCCACAAAUCUCGCCAACGACAUCGCGACGAUCUGGCACGACUGGAGAGGACCACUCACCCACUUCACUUCCUCACUCCAUCCCGUGCAUCGUCUGCUCGCGACUCUAACCCUGUCGCGGCAGCUGCUCCUUCUGAGCUGUGUCCACCCUCAUUCAACCAGCUCGCGGUGGCUCGCGGCGCUCCGCUCACCCGCCAUGCAACCUGGCCUCGAAGUCGCAGGCUACUUCCGUGGUUGGGACUUGCGACGUCCGUUUUCAGUCCUCAUACAAAAUCGCUCUCUGUCGCCUCACGAUAUGGCGACCACAAUCACACUACACACGUGCACCGAGUGUGCAAAAGAUUUCUUAAACGACCGCACGCUGCAGAUUCACAUGCAGCGUGAACACCAGCCAGGGCAAAGCGGCGGACACGGGGCAAUGGAUGCGGAGGGCGAGACAGACGACGAGUCGACAUCGAAUGUCGACCUGUCUGCCUUGGAGAAUGAGGGCAUGGACGUCUACAUGCUCGACGACUUCAACGUCGACCCGGCCGCCUCCUCAGCCCCCUCCUUCACCACCAGAUCGGCCGCCGCCAUCGGCCUCGGCUUCGCUCCGCCUGGCGCGGCCGCCUCGCCCUCCUUCACCACCGCCUCGUCCUCCUCGUCAAACGCCCUCGCCGAAGCCAUUGGCCUCGGCUUCGCCCUGCCUGGCCAGGCAGGCCCCGUCACCACACCAAUGCCUGGCCUGGACGCCCCCUCCUUCGCCCCCGCCCUCGCCCUCGUCGACGCCGCUGGCGUGGGCAACACCAUGCCUGGCCUGGCCGCCCUCUCCUUCGCCCCCUCCUUCGCCCCCUCCUUCGCCCCCGCCCUCGCCCUCGCCGACACCGCUGGC